Daucus carota subsp. sativus is the source of this 2647-nucleotide messenger RNA. Its product is annotated as putative pentatricopeptide repeat-containing protein At3g25060, mitochondrial. The transcript has 2 exons. The coding region runs from base 308 to 2128 and encodes 606 amino acids. The record is from RefSeq and is a predicted model, not a curated record. Lineage: Eukaryota; Viridiplantae; Streptophyta; Magnoliopsida; Apiales; Apiaceae. Gene Ontology annotation, molecular function: protein binding.
UCAUGUGAACAAAUAUAAUCAAAUGUGAAAAGAAUGAUUUAUGUGCAAGUUCAUAAAACAAAAUUUUUAAUUCAAAUUUCAGUACAUGAACACGAAGUUAAUUUCUGUUAACUAGAUUCGUUAAUCAUGAACCGGAUUCAUUAACAAAUUUCAUCUCAAUUUUUAAUUUGUGGUUACCUUCGUGCAUUCAUAAGAUGUACUAUCUUGGAAAAUGAUUUUGUUUGGUCAAAUCUUCUUAGUGUAUUUUCGAACUUUUGACAGAUUCAUUGGACAAAAAAGCCGUUAGACAAAUAAAAUUUAUGUUGAUAUGUUGUUUGCAUGCUUUAAUGACCUAAAGUCUGCUUUUUCAUUGUGUAAAGACAGCAAAUCUGUUGCAAAGAUCCAUGCUUUAUUAGUACUAUCUGGGUUUUUUGGUCAUGGAACUUGUGGUAGUCAACUCAUUGCGGCAUAUUCAAGAAUUGAUGACAUAAAAUCUGCUGUUAAGGUGUUUGAUGAAUUGCCUCAUAGAGGCAUUGAUAGCUGGAAUGCGAUAAUUGUUGCGUUUUCGAGGAGGGGUUGUCCUGAUGAGGUGAUGAAUUUGUAUGGCAAGAUGGGUUUGGAAGGGGUUAGGGGUGAUAGUUCUACGUUUACAGUGGCGCUUAAGGCGUGCGCGAGUUUAUUGGAUUUUGAAAUGGGGGAAAAUGUACGUAGACGGGCUGUUGAAUGUGGGUAUGAAUGUGAUGUUUUUGUGGGGUCUUCUGUUUUGAAUUUGUAUGCUAAGUGUGGGAAGAUGGAUGAUGCGAUGGUGGUGUUUGAGGGGAUGCGGAGGAGGGAUGUUGUUUGUUGGACUACUAUGAUCACGGGGUUUGCACAAUGUGGACGGAUGGGGGAGGCUAUUGGUGUGUAUAGGCGAAUGAGGGACGACAGGUUGGAGGGAGAUAAGGUUGUGAUGUUGGGGUUGAUUCAGGCGUGUGCAAAUAUUGGAGACACGAGGUUAGGGUUUUCUGUUCAUGGGUAUAUCAUUAGGAGAUGUUUUUUUAUGGAUGUUGUUGUGGAAACAAGCCUGGUGGACAUGUAUGCUAAAAAGGGAAGAUUGGAGCUUGCUUCUCGUAUGUUUAGGAGAAUGCGGUCUAGAAAUGCUGUUACGUGGAGUGCUAUGGUCUCUGGGUAUGCUCAAAACGGUUUUUCUGUAAAUGCCCUUGAAAUGUUGACAGGAAUGCAGAGUUUUGGAUUCAGGCCGGAUGUUGUUUCGAUUGUGAGUGCACUUUUAGCAUGUUCACAAGUUGGUUUUCUAAGAUUGGGUAAAUCUAUACAUGGUUAUAUAUUGAGAAUACUUGACAUUGAUCAAGUUUUGAGUACUGCGUUGAUUGAUAUGUACUCAAAAUGUGGAUUGCUUUCUCGUGCUCGUACUUUAUUUGAUGUCAUUAAUUUAAGGGACUUAAUAUUGUGGAAUACUAUGAUUGCUAAUUAUGGGAUGCAUGGACGUGGACAUGAAGCUCUCUCACUCUUUCUAGAGAUGAUAGAGACCGGAUUAAAACCUGAUGAUACAACUUUUGCUUCUCUCCUUUCAGCUUUAAGUCACUCGGGCUUAGUAGAUGAAGGACAAUACUGGUUCAAUAUCAUGGCUAGUAAAUAUAACAUUCAACCUAGUGCAAAACAUUACGCUGUUAUGGUUGAUCUUUUAGCUCGUGCAGGACAUGUAAAAGAAGCAUAUGAUCUGAUCAAUUCCAUGCCAGAUGAAUCCGGGAUUGCUAUAUGGGUGUCUCUGUUGUCUGGUUGCCUUAAUUAUAGGAAGAUGUCAAUAGGAGAAUUGGCAGCAAAAAAGAUUCUUGAAUUAUAUCCAGAUAACCCUGGAAGCUAUGCUCUUGUUUCAAACUUCUUUGCUGCUUCAAGGAGGUGGAACGACGUUGCUGGGGUGAGGGCAGUUAUGAAACAGACCGGAACAAGAAAAGUACCAGGUUGCAGUGUUGUGGAAAUGGAUGGGAUACUUCACACUUUUGUUAUGGAAGAUAAAAGCCACCCCCAACUUAAACAGAUUAUUGAGAUUCUAGGUAAACUAGAGCUUGAGAUGCUAGCUACAGAAAGUAUCCCAGAGUCUGAAAUCUGUUUAUAUUAUUUCGAGGAAGAAAAUGCCAGUGUUUUGACUUAGUAAACUAUUAAUCUCGAACGAGACUUUGAAGACUGUGACUAGACUAAGAUCACAGAGAAACUCAGGGCUGGGACGGUCCAGGCCUAUUGAGAUUAUCCAUGUCAUAUAUAUCAAAUACAAAGGAAUAGGCGAUUCCUGCCAAAGCAUCGUCAGCCAUGCACGUAAUAACAAAAAAGGAUUCUGCUGAACGCCUGAAAAAGCCACCAUUAUGAUCACAGUUAAGAGAGUUCUGCUUGAAGUUUCGGGGGCUGUAGUCCUGAACAGCUCAAUGCUCAAGCCUCAAGUAUUGACUGUGGAAACGCGAGGAGUAGAGGCCAAAAGCAUUACAUGAUCCUUCCAUUAAUGGUAAUGCUGAUUAUUCAACCUCGUUAUUGGCGGGGAUAAAAGAUGCAUAGACAGAUUGCAAGGCCCUUGACAACAAGAAUGUAGAAAAAGAAGGCUAGAUCUGAGGAACAUUCUUUGUAUAUUCAAUUUGAAAACAAAGAUAUAUAGGGUCCAGUAGUAGUUUAUACUGUUUAA